Messenger RNA from Tinamus guttatus (white-throated tinamou), 1632 nucleotides. It is a transcript of the gene GTF2E1, whose product is annotated as general transcription factor IIE subunit 1. Gene Ontology annotation, biological process: transcription initiation at RNA polymerase II promoter. Gene Ontology annotation, cellular component: transcription factor TFIIE complex. NCBI's taxonomy places the organism in Eukaryota, Metazoa, Chordata, Aves, Tinamiformes, Tinamidae. The record is from RefSeq and is a predicted model, not a curated record.
UACAUGAAACUCAGGAUCUGAACCUGAUAUGACUGACCCGGAUGUCCUCACCGAAGUCCCAGCAGCUCUCAAACGCCUUGCCAAAUAUGUGGUUCGUGGUUUUUAUGGCAUUGAGCAUGCAUUGGCUCUGGACAUUCUCAUCCGGAACCCGUGCGUGAAGGAAGAGGACAUGCUGGAGCUGCUCAAGUUUGACAGGAAGCAGCUGCGGGCAGUCCUCAACACGCUCAAGGGUGACAAGUUCAUCAAAUGCAGAAUGAGGGUAGAGACAGCUCCAGAUGGCAAAACCACCCGUCAUAACUACUACUUCAUCAACUACCGCCUUCUGGUGAACGUGGUGAAGUACAAGCUGGACCACAUGAGAAGGAGGAUUGAGACCGAUGAACGAGACUCCACCAAUCGCGCCUCUUUUAAAUGCCCCAUUUGCUUCAGCACUUUCACAGACUUGGAGGCCAAUCAGCUGUUUGACCCCAGAACAGGAACUUUCCGCUGUACUUUCUGUGAGACCGAAGUGGAGGAAGACGAGUCGGCGAUGCCCAAAAAGGAUGCCAGGACUCUUGUAGCAAGAUUCAACGAGCAAAUUGAGCCUAUUUACGCCCUGCUUCGCGAGACGGAAGAUGUUAACUUAGCCUAUGAAAUCCUCGAGCCCGAACCCACGGAGAUUCCUGCACUGAAGCAGAGCAAGGAGCGUGCUGCUGCUGCUGGUUCAGGGACAGCUGGCCUUACGGGUGGACACCACCGGGAAGCAUGGACCACAAAAGGGCCCUCGUAUGAAGACCUGUACACCCAGAACGUUGUCAUCAGCAUGGAAGACCAAGAGGAUCUUAAUCGGUCUGCCAGCGAAGGAAAGCCAGCCAGAGAGAGGCCCAUUUGGCUGCGGGAGAGCACGGUGCAAGGGGCUUAUGACCCUGAUGACAUCAAAGAUGGUGGCCGGGAUCUGGAUACGUUUCAGGAGCGUGAGGAGGGCCGAGCAGCUCUAGAUGACAACGAGGAGGUGAUGCGAGCCCUGCUCAUUCACGAGAAGAAGACGCCCUCUGCUUCCACAGUCGCCGUCGGAAGCGCGGCUCCUCUCACCGGUGCCAAUGCCAGUGACUCCGAGAGCGAGACAAGCGAGUCAGAAGAGGAGUCCCCUCCCCGCCCUGCCGCCACGGCCACCGCGACGUACGGGCUGGAGGAUGAUGACGAAGAUGAGGAGUUUGAGGUGGUGGCAGAGGACCCCACUGUCAUGGUGGCCGGGCAUCCACAUUCGUACAGCCAAGUGAGCCAGCGCCCUGAGCUGGUGGCCCAGAUGACUCCGGAGGAGAAGGAGGUUUAUAUUGCCAUGGGGCGGCGCAUGUUUGAGGACAUGUUCGAUUAACUGCUUCCAGCCACAGCAUUUUUUAAAACAUUAUUUUUUAAGCCAGAAACUCCCUAGUGAAACAGGACUGAAGUGAAUCUUUUCUCCCCUGCCCACGGGGACACCGGGGCUUGGACCUCCUGAUCUCAGGCAUCUUGCCCACCAAAGAGGGGCAUCAGGAAGGCUGCAUGUGCCGAAACAGGUAGGAGAGGUCAAGUCUCAGAAGUGAGGAAAUUUGUGAGGUAAAACUCUGCUUUAGUGUGCCCUGCACAGGCACUGGGUUAAACCAGUGCCUCCCC